AUGGAUGACAUUGAACUCUUAGCGCGCUCCUCCCCACCGCAACAACCCUCCCUUCCACGUGUUUCUGGAAGCGGCGGUUCCAGUGCUGCGAAACGGGCGAGUUCGGGUUACCAAUGCGCGGCGGAUUCGUUCCAGCAGUGGGCGAACGGGCGGGUGGGCAAGCGAGUGGCGGAGUUCAUCCCCAACUUCGCCAUCGCGCUCACCAUCUACCUCACCGUGCAUGCCUUCGUGCUCCCGUCGACACUCCCAAGGCAUAACCGCUCCCUUCGCGGAGCCGACCCCUCCGCCGCACGAUCCGGCGCCGGUCACAGCGACGGUGCAUCGUCGGGGGAGGCCUUCCCCGGAAUGGACGACUGGCCGGACGCGCCGAGCCUGCCACGUCGGCGCAUCCUCGGCGCCGCGUCGUCCGACGAUCUCGUCGACGUGGACGAUCUCGACAUGGUCCACAACCAGAACAUGCCGCUUCCUGAUUGGGCGAGAGAUAUUCCCUCCAUGACCAUCUUCUGCGCUCCGAAGCCGUACUUAAACACCCCGGAGGACCCGCAGCGCCGCGCGCUGCUCUCCUGGCUGCGCCUCCGCCCGCAACCUAAAGUCGUGCUGCUGGGAUCCGAUCCCAGCUUCGAUCUCCUCGCGCAGGAAUUCCCGGGGUCCGUAUUCGUCGACUCGACUAUCGACACGAAUUUCUACGGCGUGCCGCUGUUCCACGCGAUGGUCGCGCGCGCGCAGGCGGCGGACACGCCGCUGUCGAUGAUGAUCAACGGGGAUAUUAUUCUCCUAUCCGACAUCGUCCCCGCGAUCGGGCGCGUGCAGGCGUUUUUUAGCGAGUGGAUCCUAACCGCGUCGCGAUGGGACGUCGCGGUGGAUUUCCCGUACUCGUUUGAGAAAGACGCGUGGCGGCGGAAACCCGGUCCGGUUGGGAUGAUGGCGGAGGCGCAGCGCGAGGUGGAGAUCCGCCGGUUCGUGCGACGGGAAGGGAGCUUGCACACGUACGGCGGGGUAGACCUCUGGGUGUGGAACAACGUUCCCAACGUUCCGCUUUUCUCGGCGCACAUGCCGCCGUUUUCGUUCGGGCGCGGGAAGUACGACAACUGGUUCGUUCACGAGGCCGUCGCGAGCGGGCUGCGACAGGUGGUGGACGCGAGCGACGCGAUCACGAGCAUCCACGUGGCGCACACGUACUCGCACGUGCGCGUGGAGGAGAGCAAGGCGGGCGGGCAUUUUUGGAGCACGCGGAAGAAGAGCAGCUGGGAGCUGUUUGCGAAUAUUCACCUGGCGGAGACGCACGGCACGUAUACGAAUCAGAAGGGCACGGCGCUGCACACGCCGUGGCGCCUUUCCUCCUGCUACGAACCCGAUUCAUUAAACAUCUGCAUGCUGAAGCGAGAGCGGCCGGCCAACUGCUCCUGCGAGUACUCCGCUUACGAGUACAAGACCCAGUCCGACCCGCGCAAGCACCACUCGGGCGACUUCUGGAUUUGCGGCGUCGUCUCAAUCGAUCGCCGCGCCGAUUUCGCAAUCAACGCCGUAGCCCGCACCAACUCCACCGUUGGCCUCCCACACACCAUGGAGCAGUUGUUGCCGCAGCUGGCCAGGAUCGUCCCGGACGUCCCCUUGCCAGGCGCUGCCCGCGCUGGAAAGCCCAAGGAGCUCAAGGUGGUAACGCUGGUCGCGGUUACGUUUGGUUACGCCGAAAUGCUGAUGAAUUUCGUGUGUAAUUUACGGAAGCUGGGGCUUGGGAAUAACCUUAUCGUGGCGGCUCUGGACGAGGAUUUGUACCGGUUUGCGUUCACGCAAGGCCUGGCGGUGUUUUACGAGCGCGCGAGUACGACUAUGAGGGGGAUAGACCAGGGUCAGUGCCAAUUCGGCACCAAGUGCUUCCGGCAAUUCACCAAGCUCAAAUCCCGCGCGGUGCUGAGGGUUCUCAAGGCUGGGUAUUCCGUUCUCUGGUCUGACGUGGACAUUGUGUGGUUCUCCGAUCCUCUCCCGCACCUGCUCUCGUACGGGCCUGGCACGUUCCCGAUCCAGAGCAACGAGCCGAACGAGACGCUGUCAGGCACGGGGAUCCGGCGGAUCAACUCGGGGUUUUAUUUCGCGAGAGCUGAUCCCAUGACUGUCAAGGGAUUCGAGGCGAUUGUCGCGCAUGCAGCCAAGACACAGCUUUCGGAACAGCCGAGUUUCUACGAUGUUCUCUGCGGGGAGAAAGGGGAGCUGCUGCUUCCGGAAAGCGUGGUGGAUGCUGAGGGGAGGAAGGUUCACCGGGAGGAAUGUCAGUGGAGCAACGGUUUACGGACGAUUUUUCUGCCGAGGGAUAUGUACCCGAACGGGGCUGUGCAUGACUUUUGGAAUCAGCCGAAUGUGGCGAAUGCGUGUAGCGGGUGCACGAUUCUGCAUAAUAACUGGAUCUCGGGGAAAGAGGCAAAGAAGGAUCGGUUGGUGAAGAACCGGUUCUGGUUUUAUGACUCGUCGAGGCGCAUGUGUAUUCAUGACUGGCAUGCGAUGCUGAGGGAGAGGUUUGGGGAUGAGAUGGGUGUUGGGAAGAGCACUGAUGCUGCUUCUGGUGUUGGUUCCAAAAGCUGA
Closterium sp. Naga37s-1 is the source of this 2577-nucleotide messenger RNA. NCBI's taxonomy places the organism in Eukaryota, Viridiplantae, Streptophyta, Zygnematophyceae, Desmidiales, Closteriaceae. The record is from the annotation of a GenBank genome assembly.